Messenger RNA from Carica papaya (papaya), 1197 nucleotides. Lineage: Eukaryota; Viridiplantae; Streptophyta; Magnoliopsida; Brassicales; Caricaceae. The record is from RefSeq and is a predicted model, not a curated record.
UCCUGAUGGCUGUUUAAUGUGGUUUUGCAGGUAUGAUGAGCAAUUUGUUGUAGCCUCAUUUGAUAGUGCUCCUACAGCUGAUUCAGAAAUCUAUGGCAAGUUGGACCAAUCUGUUCGUGAUGCCCAUGAAACACAUGCCAUUAUGAAAAGUUAUGUGGCAACAGGAUCUGAUCCAUAUAAUCCAGAGAAGUUUUUGGCUUACAUGGUUCCUUCUGUAGAUGAGCUAUCAAAGGACAUCUAUGAUGAAAAUGAGGACAUUUCGUAUUCUUGGCUUCGUGAAUACCAUUGGGAUGUAAGGGGUGAUGAUGCAGAUGAUCCCACGACAUACCUUGUAUCAUUUGAUGAUGGAGAAGCCCGCUAUGUGCCUCUUCCCACAAAGCUUAAUCUAAGAAAAAAGAGGGCCAGAGAGGGGAGGUCUGGUGAUGAUAUAGAACAUUUUCCUGCACCUUCAAGAGUGACUGUAAGACGGAGGUCAACUGUUGCUGUAAGAGAGCUUAAAGAUUCCGCGGUCUACUCAAAUGCAAAAGUUGGUCCUUCAAGUUCGAGAAUUGGAAGGUUAGAUGCUGAAGAUGGCCUGGGAACAGCACGGAAGGUUGCACGAGACGAAGACAUGGAUCAAUUUAGUGGAGCCGAAGACGAGUUCUCUGACUGAGUGUUGUCGAUGCAAAUGCACUUAUAUCAAAAUGAUUUCCCAAUUUUGGUAGCUUGUGGGACAGUGAAGGACAGGGAUCUGUUGAUUUAGAUGCUGCACUAGAAUAAACUGAGAUGGUCAUAUAUCUAGAAUUCAUAUGUUCAUUCUAGCCUCCCAAAUAUUUAUGUUUCUUAGUUUCAUUCAGGGUUGUUAGUUGAUAUACAGAUUUUUCCUUCGAUGUCAUACAAGAGAUGGAAAGGGGAAAGAAAAUUGUAAACAAGAGUUUGGACACAAAAAAAAAACAAAAAAGAAAUUGGGCAAUGGGUAUGCUGCUGUUUCUUUUUUUUUUUUCCUUGAUUCAUUGAGUUUAGAACUUGAGUAUUUGAGUUUUUCCAUUAUUAUCCUUUGCAUUAUUGGAUAUGUAUAAUCUCAGGAAAGAAAUAUUGUAAUAUUAGAUUGAGUAGCAACUAAAUUUAGGAAGUCUUUGAUAUGAACUGCGCAGAUUAAGUCUGACAGAGGUUAUACCUGAAUAGGUGAUUAAAUGUAGAUGAUUGGUUAGCAGUGAA